This is a messenger RNA of Phaeodactylum tricornutum CCAP 1055/1, 2128 nucleotides long. RefSeq lists its product with no specific name. The record is from RefSeq and is a predicted model, not a curated record. Bases 220 to 2049 code for a protein of 609 amino acids. Lineage: Eukaryota; Bacillariophyta; Bacillariophyceae; Surirellales; Neidiaceae. The transcript has a single exon.
GAUCAGCUUUACAGGUUAAAAUCGUUAGUGUUGUCAUUUCCGUGACAUAGACGUUGAAUCUUGUAUUCAAGUGAUGACUAUCUCGGCUUUGAUUUACAGAGUCACAUCGUCUGAACAAACCGAGCAGGCAGCCAUAGCCUGCGCUUUAAAGGUACAAACUUUGUGCGCUAUCGAGGCAAGCUAGGGAGUCGUAUAUGCCGUUCGAGACCUCACCAACUCAUGGGUCCCAGCAUUGACCAGAAGGGGGAAUCGCACCGAAUUUAUUGGCAAACGUGGACGGGCAAUUCGCAACCAGGAUCCAGCUCGCGCCGCGAAUUGGUCACUUCAUCAGCGGCCGUCCGACUCUUCCCCGCAGCUCGGGCAUUAGAUGUGACGACGUUACUCCGUAAAACGAUCCAGUUGCCGACUCUGUCCGAGGAGAACUCGAGUUUGGAGACGGAUUCUUUAGUCCUGGUCGGGACACUCUACUCCUUACCACGAGAUUAUGUACAGUUUGAGCACGAAAGUCUUGCUUCCGUAGAUUUUCUCUCGACAAAGCAGACAAUUGAUUCUUUCGCUGUGACCGUGAGCACAUCUUUGGAGCCUUUGGUGUACACUGCUCAUUCAAGGUCCGAUCCGUUUCAUGUGGUCUUUAGCCUCAAACCUUCGGACAGUCCAUUGGAUGCCCGGGAUCGCAUGAACAUGCAUUUAAAGCACCUGCAGUCUCAUCAAGUACUCGGAAGAACAAUCAUUUCGCCCAAACUACAAUGGUACUACGUCCCGGCCCUUUCGCCUGGAUUAAGCACAGGUAGCAAUUCUUCUCUCGGUUCUUCCGAAAAUGUACCAAAGAUCCCCAACUGUAUCGAUCUCGAAGGUUACGCAACCUCGAUGGACGACGAAGGGCCCGAAACAGACGAAGAAGAUUUCGACCAUCAACAAGACCUGGAAACCAAUUUGUCUCAGGAUAUGGCAUCGCGCUUUGCUUGGAUUCCACAAGAGGACUCGAAUCAUACCAGUGUGGCCAUUUCACCAUCACGUUCACAGUCAGCAGAUUCGCGGGCAGAACACGAGGUUUUUCGUAAACGGUCUUUAACAGAAUCGCGGAGAUUGAGAGAGCUAAAUCUAUCACGGUCCAGCCCCCAGACCAUGUCCGGAUACUUGUGGAAGCAAUCGCGCAGGGAUCGCAACGUCUGGCGUAAGGUGCACAGUGUGUUGACGGACGAUUAUUUCUGGUUCGUUUCGCGAAUACAUCGCCGAUGCGGGUAUGCGUUUUCGCACCACGGCAGAGUCCGUCUGACUCGAGCGCUCCUGCUGGAACCGACCGCCGACUAUGCCCCUCUGUUCCGGACACCGCACGCAUUUGAGGUAGUAUCAGCUCGAGGCGCAUCCCAUACUUUCCGGGCGGCUGACAAAGCGACACAGAAGCAGUGGAUGGAAGCCAUUUCGGAUCGAAUUGUUCAAUCCUUCGAGAAUUCCUUGAUUGAGGACGCAGAUUUAAUAGUCACCGACGAGUCGCUUGCGCGAAACCGGAGAUGGAAUGCCACAGCAGUUGAUCCUUUAUUAGACACUGUGCGGAAGGAGGCUGAAGAAGAAAACGAUUUUCAUUGCAAACGCCUUCAAUUGCUUUUGAGAUGGGGAUUGCGGGUUGCUGAGUUCAAAGAGAUUUGUCGGUAUAUCUUCAACACUUUACCCGCCAAAAAACCUGUUGUGGUAACAUCGCCUGACAACCGACGAUCUUCAGCAGCAAAUGAUCGAGCUGCAGUUUCCCGUACAAUCACAUUAGACCCUAUGGAUAACGUUGUUGGUGACAUGAUCCGUGCAGCCUGGGAAAGCGCUGUGAUUUUGCUGCAAGAAGCUACCAGCGUCGUUCAUCUGGCGCAGCCGACCAAAUCGUCACACAGUGUGGAAACCCACUUUCGACACGUUGAUUACAUCAUAACGGGUCGACAUCAACAUACUUCAACCGCAGGAGAAAGUACUGACAACGAGCCAAUAAUUUCACACCAUGAGCCACCUCCGAUUGAUUUGUUUGAUCCGCUUUUGGCAGAGCUGCAAGUCUUUGUCAGGUAGGAAGAGCUCGCAUUUAGCAUGUUAUGGAGACAAAGUACAAUUCAGUAGUUGUUAAUUGUAAGAUGACAAAAGUCAAUCG